This is a messenger RNA of Purpureocillium lilacinum, 453 nucleotides long. RefSeq lists its product as uncharacterized. The record is from RefSeq and is a predicted model, not a curated record. NCBI's taxonomy places the organism in Eukaryota, Fungi, Ascomycota, Sordariomycetes, Hypocreales, Ophiocordycipitaceae.
AUGCCUCCCAAGAAGAUCGCCGUCAACGCCGAAGGAGGCGACGCCCCCAACGGCCUCACCGAAAACGAGCUCCGCUUCAUCAAAGCCCUCUUCGACAACAUGACCCAGAAGCCCGACGCCAACUGGGACCAGGUCGCCGGAGACCUGGGCCUCAAGGACGCGAAGUGCGCUAAGGAGCGCUUCCGCCAGAUGUCGGUCCGCCACGGCUGGCGCGACGGAUCGGCGCCCACGCCCUCGCCUCGCAAGCCCAGGAACGGCGCGACCGGUCCGGCCGGCGACGCCAAGGUCAAGAAGACGCGCUCGCCCCGCAAGAAGGCCGUCGCUGCUGCCCCCGUCAAGAAGGACGAUGACGAGGAGGAGGAUAUCAAGCCCAGCGUGGACGAUGAGGAUGUUAAGCCCAGCGUGGAGGACGAGGUCAAGGAGGAACAGGAGGGUUCUGAUGGCGGAAUCUGA